AUGGCUACUACAGAACAAGACAAACCAGUAGUUGUCUGCGUAUUCUGCGGCUCCGUCGCAGGGGAAAACCCGGCGCACAUCCAAGCCGCCAAAGCACUGGCACGCGCCUUCCACGAGAACAAUGUCCAACUCGUCUACGGCGGGGGCACCAAUGGCCUAAUGGGGGCGAUAGCCAGAGAACUAGUCACACUAUCCGGACCGCAAGCAGUACAUGGUAUAAUCCCACAAGCGCUCGUCAAAGUCGAACCGGGAUAUCAAGAACUAAACUCGAAAGAAAAAGAAGAGGGGGGAAAAGUGCAAGAAGGAGCUGGAAAAACCCACGAACGGACGGUUCGUCUCGACAAGCGUACGGAAAUAAACGAGACAGAGUAUGGCAUGACAUCCAUCGUGCCGGACAUGCACACUCGCAAGCGCAUGAUGGCUACGAAGGUGUUGGAAGGGGGACCGGGGUCAGGAUUUGUAGCGCUGGCAGGCGGGUUUGGCACAAUCGAAGAGGUGAUGGAGAUAACGACGUGGAAUCAGCUGGGGAUUCACAAGGCGGGGGUUGUGUUGUUGAAUAUCGGGGGUUAUUGGGAUGGGUUGAUUGAUUGGAUUCGGAAUGCGGUCGCCGAAGGAUUUGUGAGUAAAGCGAAUGGCGAGAUUCUGGUUACCGUCACAGAUGUGAAUCAGGUGCUGCCCAAGCUCAAAGAGUAUAAGACGAGUGUGGAUAGGUAUCAACUGAAAUGGGGACAGGAGUAA
This is a messenger RNA of Talaromyces proteolyticus, 738 nucleotides long. RefSeq names its product lysine decarboxylase-like protein. The record is from RefSeq and is a predicted model, not a curated record. Gene Ontology annotation, cellular component: cytosol. Gene Ontology annotation, molecular function: hydrolase activity, hydrolyzing N-glycosyl compounds. The transcript is spliced from 2 exons. Bases 1 to 738 code for a protein of 245 amino acids. NCBI's taxonomy places the organism in Eukaryota, Fungi, Ascomycota, Eurotiomycetes, Eurotiales, Trichocomaceae. Gene Ontology annotation, biological process: cytokinin biosynthetic process.